AAUGCUUGCAGGUCAAACAACAUCUGUGAAUUAACUUUUCAGGUCGAGGUGACCUUUUUAAAAAAACCUUCAGUUUAUCAGAUUUUAAAAAAAUACAUGAUUUUUUUUCUCUCUGUGAAAGUAUGAUUGAUAUCCCGACCUGUGAAGUUAAAUCAGCUAACAUGAAUCAGUAUUCAGAUUAGAACCGUUCAGUCAUACAUUUCUAUAACUGUGCUGAAUAGUGACCUUUGUUUUCAGUAUAGAAAGUGUACGGGGGGGGGGGGAGCGCAUAGAUGGACUGUUCUCACAUAGAUAUUAAAAUAUGAGGAGAGGAACACACUGUGUGACUCUUGAAACCCGGAAACCGAUUGAGUGCGAUUACGAAGGAAAUUAACUCGUCGAAACACAGAGGAGAGAAAAACGUGAACUGUAGCUACAGCAAAAACAAAAUAGAUAGCAGCUGGAUGCUUGUCCAGAAGAGGUCGAUCGUUGCAGGAGUAACAGCGAUGGUGUGCUUUUUAUUUACACUGUGAAGAGUUGGCAAGUUUAAUUCACUCCGAAGCCUCGGACCAGAGUCGCUUUCCUGGAAUGCAGCGUGUCGGAGGGGAAAGUGGAGUGGGUACCGCUGUGCCGUCGCCUCCGAGCAACUCCGCACCCAUGACCUCCGUAUGCCAGGAUGAGGAAGAGUUUGACUUCAGCUUCCUCUUCGAGUUUAACCAGCGCGAUGCAGCCUCGGGCAGCCCCGGAGAAGCCUACAGUUUUGCUUCACCACAUGUCACAGUCACUCCAUCAACAGGUGUGGUAAAUCCUUCCAUACCAAUAUCCUGCCAUGGGCUGCAGUCUUCAAGUCCGGUGGCUUCUGUACUUCCAUCAACAAAUCAAAUGAUGGGAUAUGGGGGAAACAUUGACACUGGAGCUUCAAGCUACUACUUGACUCCUAAUGUAAGACCAAAUGGUGCUCCAACGCUUGAGAGUCCAAGGAUUGAAAUUACUCCUUAUCCAGGAAUACACCUUGGCCAUAAUCAAUUUACUGAUGAAACUCAGCUGGGUGGAAUCGAGAAUGGUUCUGGUUGUAAGCGUUCCAAUUCAUUAGUUACGCUGACUCUGCCAAAUGCAGAUGCCUACAGAGAUCCCUCAUGUUUGAGCCCAGCAAGCAGUCUUUCAUCUCGAAGUUGCCAUUCUGAAGCAUCUGAAUCCAGUUAUUCCAUUCCUUAUGAUACCUCUCCACUGACUUCUCCUUGGCAGUCACCAUGUGUGUCACCCAAGGGCACAGCCCACGAAGAAGGAUUCGCUCGUGGGCAAGCUGCAUGCACCCUGUGGAAUUCACCAAGGCAUUCACCGGGUACUUCACCGAGAACAAGUAUCACUGAGGAGAACUGGCUGAGCCCACGACCAACCUCGAGACCUUCAUCGAGACCACAGUCUCCUUGUGGCAAACGAAGGCAUUCAUUCAAUGGAGGAUACUUCCGACAACCAUCCUAUUCACCGCAUCAUUCUCGAACGCCAUCACCUCAAGCCUCACCUCGGGUAAGCAUGACUGACGAGACAUGGUCAGGGAGUGGAAACCAGUACAAUUCUGCUAUUCUUGCAGCUAUUACAGCACUCACCACUGACACUUGUAUGGAUAUCAAUGACAGUAUUCCUGUCAAAUCCCCAAGAAGAACUAUACAAGACCAAAGUCCUUCCAUGUUGCUCAAGCCUGAACCAGGAAAUGAUGAACAAACAGCCUAUUCACCAUGUGGUGAUCCAUUGCAAGAAGAAUUUUCUGCAUCUCGUCUUCUUAUCAAAAAAGAAACUUUCUGUGAACAGUAUUUAUCAGUACCGCAGCAUCCAUACCCAUGGUCUAAACCAAAAUCUGUGUCAUCAUCGUCUUCAUCCUUUGCCAGCCCUUCUCUGCCUGCCCUUGACUGGCAGUUGCCAUCCCAUUCAGGACCGUAUGAGCUUGAGAUUGAGGUGCAACCUAAAUCACAUCACAGAGCACAUUAUGAAACAGAAGGCAGUCGUGGAGCUGUAAAGGCAUCUGGUGGGGGACACCCCAUUGUGCAGGUUCGAAUAUCUUAUAAGCACAUCCUUUUUAUUUUAGACUUUGCAUAACGUCUAAGCUUGUAUCUUGCAAAAUAUUUUAUCUGAUUU
Chiloscyllium plagiosum (whitespotted bambooshark) is the source of this 2112-nucleotide messenger RNA. Lineage: Eukaryota; Metazoa; Chordata; Chondrichthyes; Orectolobiformes; Hemiscylliidae. The record is from RefSeq and is a predicted model, not a curated record.